This is a messenger RNA of Nyctereutes procyonoides (raccoon dog), 1553 nucleotides long. RefSeq names its product tRNA methyltransferase 61B (gene TRMT61B). The record is from RefSeq and is a predicted model, not a curated record. Gene Ontology annotation, cellular component: tRNA (m1A) methyltransferase complex. Gene Ontology annotation, biological process: tRNA methylation. The transcript is spliced from 7 exons. Bases 19 to 1386 code for a protein of 455 amino acids. Lineage: Eukaryota; Metazoa; Chordata; Mammalia; Carnivora; Canidae.
UCGCCGGCGCCACACACCAUGCUGUCCGCCGGGCGGCGAGGUCCGGCCUUCCUGCGGCUGCGGCGCCUCAGGAGGUGGCUGGGGCGCGGGGCUCCUCCGGCCCUGCGCGGCCUUGGGCAAGAGCCCCUGGAGACAGCGCGGGCGCUGUGCGGCGAAUCCUGGGCUGCGCCCGAGCUGGACGGGGAGCGACGACGCGAAGCGCCACGGAGGAAGGCUCCCGGCGUGGAGUCGCCCCCGAGUCUCGGUCCGCGCGCGCGAGGCCCCGGGAUCGGAUGUCUUUCCUCAGGGGAAAGCCUCGGACUGCCGACGCCGCAGGAGGAGCCACCCUCCCGGGAGCGCGAGGACUCGCGCGGGGGCGCGCCCCCUCCGGCCCAGGCCGUGCCCCAGGUCGAAGGGCCCUUUCGCGUCGGGGAGCUCAUCUUGGCGGAGACUGGGAAGCGGGAAACACAGUUUAGGAAAUUAUUCAGGCUGAGUGACGCCGGACACUUAACUGGUAGCUGGGGAGCGGUCCCGUUCAGCGAGAUCGUGGGGCGGUUUCCCGGCCAGAUGCUGAGGAGCUCCUCUGGGAAGCACUUCACGCUGAGGAGGCCGGCUUUGGAGGACUACGUACUGCUGAUGGAAAGAGGCCCGGCCAUAACGUACCCUAAGGAUAUGAGUAUGAUACUGUUGAUGAUGGAUAUCCACCCAGGUGAUACUGUUUUGGAAGCUGGCUCAGGCUCUGGUGGAAUGAGCUUAUUUUUAUCCAAAGCAGUUGGAUCACAAGGACGAGUCAUAAGCUUUGAAAUACGAAAAGACCACCAUGAAUUGGCUAAGAAGAAUUACAAAAAUUGGUGUGAUUCAUGGAAAAUGAGUCAUGUAGAAGAGUGGCCAGACAAUGUGAAUUUUAUUCAUAAGGAUAUUUCAGGAGCAACUGAAGAUGUAAAAUCUUUAAUAUUUGAUGCGGUAGUUUUGGACAUGUUGAAUCCUCAAGUUGCUUUGCCUGUUUUAUACCCAAAUCUUAAACAGGGCGGUGUGUGUGCUGUAUAUCUAGCAAACAUCACACAGGUUAUUGAACUGUUAGAUGGAAUUCGCAUCUGUGAACUUGCUCUCUCAUGUGAAAAGAUAAGUGAAGUCAUUGUCAGAGAUUGGUUGGUUUGCCUUGCAAAACAGAAAAAUGGAAUUUUAGCUCAAAAAGUAGAACCUAAAAUCAACACAGAUUUACAAUUACAUUCUCAAAAGAAAAUUAGAAUUGAAGGUGAGAUGUUUCAAGAGGAUGACCAUGAAGAAUCACAUUCUGAUUUUCCAUAUGGAUCAUCAUCUCCUUAUAUUGCUAGACCUAUACACUGGCAAACUGGUCAUACAGCUUUUCUUGUCAAGCUGAGGAAGUUUAAACCACAACCCGAGUAGUACCUCAGCAACUGAUUGGAAGGUGAAAAAAUAUCAAAACAGAACUUUAUAUUGUGAAUCACUACUUCCAUGGAUUGGAAUUGUUAGCUAUUACUAUGAUUUGUAUAAUUUUUAUGUAUAAUUUUGAAAAAUAAUAAAAGCUAAAGGAAGAUGUGUAACAUUUCAAA